CAUUUCAAACCCCCAGUUAUGGCAAUUACGUCCACAAUGAUUCAUAGCCACCUGCCAGCCACUAUAAAUGACAGUUUGAAUCGGGUUUCUGUAAUCCGUGCCCAUCAAGAAGUUUUUGUUGGCCCUCCUUCAUCAAAUCGAGCAACAAAUAGACUGGCUGAAUCCCUCUCCAACCUCCUUCAUCUCUACAUUGAAAACCCUCCAAGAACAAGAAGAGCAAACGUGUCAUGGAGUUUAGUGAGUCAACAAUACAAUCACUCGGGUCCACCAAUGUCUCCCAAGGAGAUAAUUUCUGAUCGGUGGCGUGAAAUUCAUGGCUCUAAUGAUUGGGACAAUCUCUUAGACCCACUUCAUCCUUGGCUCCGCCGAGAGAUUCUUAAAUAUGGAGAGUUUGCGCAAGCAACAUAUGAUGCCUUUGAUUUUGAUCCUUUCUCCGAAUAUUGCGGUAGUUGCAGGUUCAAUCGUGACAAUUUCUUUGGAAAGCUAGGCAUUGAUAAAAAUGGGUAUAAAGUGUGCAAGUAUAUUUAUGCUAUGUCACAUAUAGAAAUGCCCAAAUGGUUAAAAAGAUCACAUUUGGUAGACACAUGGAGCAAGGAUUCCAACUGGAUGGGCUUUGUAGCAGUCAGUGACGACGAGGAGACACAUCGUAUUGGCCGGAGAGACAUCGUCGUGGCGUGGCGUGGCACCGUGGCCCCAUUAGAAUGGUACGAGGAUUUUCAAAGAAAGUUGGAGCCAAUUGGGCAUGGUGAUGCUAAAGUCGAACAUGGGUUCCAAAGUAUUUACACUUCCAAGAAUGAACAAACAAGGUAUAACAAAACUAGUGCUUCAGAGCAAGUCAUGAAUGAAGUGAUGAAACUUGUGAAAUUCUAUAGAGAAAAAGGUGAAGAAAUCAGCCUAACAAUCACAGGUCAUAGUCUUGGCGGAGCAUUGGCUCUCCUUAAUGCAUAUGAAGCUGAAGACACCAUUCCAGGGCUUCCAAUAAGUGUAAUUUCGUUUGGUGCGCCUAGAGUAGGCAACAUCGCCUUCCGGGACGAGCUCCAUCAAAUGGGUGUUAAAAUAUUGAGGAUGGUAGUUAAUCAAGAUUUUGUGCCGAGAAUGCCAGGAGUUGUUUUUAAUGAAAGUUUACAAAUGUUUGAUGAAAUAACAGGGACAUUAGAUUGGAUUUACACACAUGUAGGAGCCCAACUAAAGCUCGAUGUUCGAUCAUCUCCUUACCUAAAGCGUGGGUUUAACUUAUUAGGAUUUCAUAGCCAAGAAACGUACCUUCAUCUAGUGGAUGGUUUCAUAAGUUCUAGUGAUUCAAAAUUUCGUUCAGAUGCUCGAAGGGAUAUUGCUUUAGUGAACAAGGCAUGCGACAUGUUGGUGGAUGAAUUAAGGAUCCCCCAUUGUUGGUACCAAUUGGAGAAUAAAGGACUCGUGCGGAAUGCUCACGGCCGAUGGGUUAAGCCCGAAAGAGACCCAGAAGACAUACCGUCACCUGUUGGAGAAUCACAUGUCCAAGCCCAUGCGUUUGAACAAUACAAGUUUGUAAAGAAAUCCGUUUUUUACUAAUGAAAGAA
This is a messenger RNA of Pistacia vera, 1559 nucleotides long. RefSeq names its product phospholipase A1-Igamma1, chloroplastic-like. Gene Ontology annotation, biological process: lipid metabolic process. Gene Ontology annotation, molecular function: glycerophospholipase activity. The transcript has a single exon. Lineage: Eukaryota; Viridiplantae; Streptophyta; Magnoliopsida; Sapindales; Anacardiaceae. Bases 19 to 1551 code for a protein of 510 amino acids. The record is from RefSeq and is a predicted model, not a curated record.